Ipomoea triloba (trilobed morning glory) is the source of this 1080-nucleotide messenger RNA. Its product is annotated as photosystem I chlorophyll a/b-binding protein 6, chloroplastic. Lineage: Eukaryota; Viridiplantae; Streptophyta; Magnoliopsida; Solanales; Convolvulaceae. The transcript has 5 exons. Gene Ontology annotation, biological process: photosynthesis, light harvesting in photosystem I; response to light stimulus. Gene Ontology annotation, cellular component: membrane. The coding region runs from base 111 to 914 and encodes 267 amino acids. The record is from RefSeq and is a predicted model, not a curated record.
AUUGUGUUGGAUAAGCUAAGCUCCAAUUCAAACCCAAAGAAUUGCAGUUGCCAUGUCCACAGACUCUUCUUUAUUAUCUACCCUCACUUCACUUACCCAUCUUCAAUUCCAUGGCUCUAUCCAUUGCUUCCACUGCACUUCCAAACAUUCCCCUCAUCAGACAUAAUAAGCAAAAUUGGGUUCCUGGGCAGGCAAAGGCAAAAACAUGCAUGUUGUUGUCAUCAUCAAGAACAUUAUGGCGUUUGAAUGCUGGUAAAGAGGUUUCAAGUGUUUGUGAACCUCUUCCUCCUGAUAGACCUCUUUGGUUCCCUGGUAGUUCUCCUCCUCAAUGGCUUGAUGGCAGUCUUCCUGGAGAUUUUGGUUUCGACCCACUUGGAUUAGGGUCUGAUCCAGAGCUGCUGAAAUGGUUUGCGCAAGCGGAGCUGAUGCACGGCCGAUGGGCAAUGCUAGCGGUGGCCGGAAUACUCAUCCCGGAAUGGCUGGAAGGCCUGGGAUUCAUCCAAAACUACUCAUGGUACGACGCCGGCGCCAGAGAGUAUUUCGCAGACCCCACCACUCUUUUCGUGGUGCAAAUGGCGUUGAUGGGGUGGGCGGAGGGGCGGCGAUGGGCGGAUAUAAUCAACCCAGGCUGCGUCGACGUGGAGCCCACGCUGCCGCACAAGAAGAAGCCGAAGCGGGACGUUGGCUACCCUGGCGGGCUGUGGUUUGACCCGUUUAUGUGGGGGAGAGGCUCGCCGGAGCCGGUGAUGGUGCUCAGAACCAAGGAGAUCAAGAAUGGCAGGCUGGCUAUGUUGGCAUUUGUGGGGUUCUGUUUCCAGGCUAUUUAUACUAAACAGGGGCCUAUUGAGAACCUCAUGUACCACCUUGCUGAUCCAGGCCACAACAAUAUUUUCUCUGCUUUCACCUCACACUGAUGUUUUCAUGUUUUGAGGGGUAUGAGAAGUACAGAAAGAUGAGACAGACAGAGAGAUAAACUGAAAGAAAUAUAGAUAUUCUUGUCUUUUCACUGCAUUAAUUUCUUUCAUUUUUUACAAUGACUGGGACUAAAAGGACAACAGAAGAGAAGAUUUCUCACUCAAA